AUGGUAUUGCUUAUAUCAGAAAUUAAAGAUAUUGCCAAGAGGCUGACUGCUGCGGGUGACAGAAAGCAGUACAACUCCAUUAUCAAGUUAAUCAAUGAACUAGUGAUUCCAGAAAAUGUUACUCAAUUGGAAGAAGAUGAGACAGAAAAAAAUUUGAGAUUUCUGGUUAUGUCGCUAUUCCAGAUAUUUAGAAAGCUGUUUUCCCGCGGCGACUUGACCCUUCCUUCGUCCAAAAAGAGCACAUUAGAGAAGGAACAGUUUGUUAAUUGGUGUAGAAAGGUGUAUGAAGCGUUCAAGACGAAGCUGUUAGCUAUCAUUUCGGACAUACCUUUCGAAACAUCACUUGGGUUAGAUUCGCUUGAUGUCUAUCUUCAACUUGCAGAGCUGGAAUCAACUCAUUUUGCAUCUGAAAAGGGCGCACCAUUUUUCCCCAAUAAAACAUUCAGAAAGUUAAUCAUCGCCCUAUGGUCCUCGAACAUGGGUGAAAUAGAGGAUGUCAAAAGCUCGGGUGCGUCUGAAAAUUUAAUCAUAGUAGAAUUCACGGAAAAAUAUUAUACGAAAUUUGCAGAUAUUCAAUACUACUUUCAAUCAGAAUUUAACCAACUAUUAGAGGAUCCAGCCUACCAGGACUUGCUUUUGAAAAACGUUGGUAAAUGGUUAGCUUUAGUAAAUCAUGACAAACAUUGCUCUAGUGUUGAUGCAGAUUUAGAGAUCUUUGUACCAAAUCCCCCACAAGCCAUAGAGAACGAGUCCAAAUUCAAGUCCAAUUUCGAGAAAAAUUGGUUAUCCCUUUUAAACGGCCAAUUGUCUUUACAGCAGUAUAAGUCUAUUCUGUUAAUUUUGCAUAAGAGAAUAAUACCUCAUUUCCACACUCCAACUAAACUAAUGGAUUUCCUUACUGAUUCCUACAAUUUGCAAAGCUCUAAUAAAAACGCCGGUGUUGUUCCGAUCUUGGCUCUGAAUGGCCUUUUUGAAUUGAUGAAAAGAUUCAACUUGGAAUAUCCAAAUUUUUAUAUGAAACUUUAUCAAAUUAUAAAUCCAGACUUAAUGCAUGUUAAAUACAGAGCAAGAUUUUUCAGGUUAAUGGACGUAUUUUUGUCAUCAACACAUUUAUCCGCCCAUUUAGUAGCAUCUUUCAUCAAAAAGCUAGCCAGACUCACCCUAGAAUCACCACCCUCUGCUAUUGUCACCGUGAUUCCCUUCAUCUAUAAUUUAAUCAGGAAACAUCCGAAUUGUAUGAUUAUGCUGCACAACCCAGCCUUCAUUUCCAACCCAUUCCAGACACCUGACCAAGUGGCGAACUUGAAAACUCUGAAAGAAAACUAUGUAGAUCCCUUCGAUGUUCAUGAAUCGGACCCUGAGUUAACUCAUGCACUGGAUUCCUCUCUGUGGGAGCUGGCGUCAUUGAUGGAACAUUAUCAUCCUAAUGUAGCCACGUUGGCGAAGAUAUUUGCUCAACCAUUUAAGAAGCUAAGUUAUAACAUGGAAGAUUUCUUAGACUGGAACUAUGAUUCUUUGCUCAAUGCAGAAUCUUCAAGAAAGUUGAAGACACUUCCUACGUUAGAAUUUGAGGCUUUCACAAACGUUUUUGAUAAUGAAGACGGCGAUAGCGAAGCGUCAUCCCAAGGUAACGUCUACUUGCCUGGGGUAGCAUGGUGA
Molecule: messenger RNA, 1659 nt
Organism: Saccharomyces cerevisiae S288C
Lineage: Eukaryota; Fungi; Ascomycota; Saccharomycetes; Saccharomycetales; Saccharomycetaceae
Gene: NOC4
Product: ribosome biosynthesis protein NOC4
Exons: 1
Coding region: 1-1659 (552 amino acids)
Biological process (GO): ribosome biogenesis
Cellular component (GO): nucleolus
Source: RefSeq, marked reviewed